AAUGACUGCUGCUAGUGUGACACAAUGGCUAAGAUCAUCUUCUACGAAGACAGGGGCUUCCAGGGUCGCUCCUAUGAGUGCAGCAGCGAAUGCUCUGACCUGCAUUCCCACUUCAGCCGCUGCAACUCCAUAAGAGUGGACAGCGGCGACUGGAUGGUCUAUGAGAGACCAAACUACUCGGGCUACCAGUACUUCCUAAGGAAGGGUGACUAUCCAGACUACCACCGUUGGAUGGGAUUCAACGACUGUGUGCGAUCCUGCCGUAUGAUCCCUUCGCACCAAGGCUCUCACAAAAUGAUGAUCUACGAGCGCCCAGAAUUCGGAGGCCAGAUGAUGGAGCUGACCGAUGAUUGUCCCUACGUGUACGAACGCUUCCAUUACAACGACAUCUACUCCUGCAACGUGACGGACGGUUACUGGAUCUUCUACGAGCAUCCCCAUUACAGGGGACGCCAGUUCCUGCUGCGCCCUGGUGAAUACAGGAGGUUUAACGACUGGGGAAGCAUGAGUCCGAGGGUGGGAUCCAUCAGACGCAUCUCUGUGUGAGAAAAGCUGAUGUCCAGCUGAUGUUUAUGUACUGUCCAUAAAUCUAUCCAAUAAAACCAUUGUUC
Molecule: messenger RNA, 611 nt
Organism: Larimichthys crocea (large yellow croaker)
Lineage: Eukaryota; Metazoa; Chordata; Actinopteri; Sciaenidae
Product: gamma-crystallin M2-like
Exons: 3
Coding region: 25-546 (173 amino acids)
Biological process (GO): visual perception; lens development in camera-type eye
Molecular function (GO): structural constituent of eye lens
Source: RefSeq, a predicted model, not a curated record